Xylona heveae TC161 is the source of this 2833-nucleotide messenger RNA. RefSeq lists its product as hypothetical. Gene Ontology annotation, cellular component: nucleus. Bases 499 to 2802 code for a protein of 767 amino acids. Lineage: Eukaryota; Fungi; Ascomycota; Xylonomycetes; Xylonales; Xylonaceae. The record is from RefSeq and is a predicted model, not a curated record. The transcript has 2 exons. Gene Ontology annotation, molecular function: nucleic acid binding.
AGAUGAAUCUGGAGAUGAGAUAUUGGAGUCAGUGACUGACACGGCUCAAUGAAUAUACUGCAAUUACGUUUACACGAAUAUCAUACGGAACCCUGGUAAAAACAAUCAAUUUACGGUGUACUCCCAGACUUUGAAUGUUUUGGAAUCACGACUCCGAGCUUGCCCCUCCAUGAAUAGCAUGCUGAGAUUAUUCGAGAGCUCGUUUUAUAUUCUCUAUGCAUUUAUGUAGAACGGAGCCCGAUGGUUCGAUAUCUCUAUCCACCAAACUUUUUAAAAGAUCUCCAAGUGAAUACGGCACGUGAUGCAGCAAACAGAAGGAACGGGCAGUCGGGUAUUUACGAUUUUGUGAAUAUCCAAAGUAAAUCCAAGACAAGACAAAAUCCCACGUCUCUUCAAUUAGGAGCCUUGCGCUGUUAGAUCGAUUUGUUUUUCAUAAUCUGCGCUAUUUUAUGCCCAAUUUUGCCCUCUUGCUUCAUCUAAUUAUCAACGAUACCGACAAUGGCUUUGACCAAGCUGGAUAGGCUCAAAAUGCUAAUGGGAGAGGACGAUCUGCCCAUUGGCAACGAUCCAGUCUUGGAAGAAGGGAUUGUGGAAGAGGAGAUAACCUCAACUGCGGUGGGAACAGCUCAAGAAGGAACCAACCUAGUCUUCCAACCUACCGAUUACGACAUGUUUCAUGGCGAAGAGUACCGUGACGACAACAUUGUUCCGGCGUACGACUCCUCAGAUGAGGGACCAAGGACUGUACAUCGCCAACGACGACCCAAGUCACCUAAUCAUAAGCAUAAUCAGCUGCACAAAGAGAGGGACGUUACACGACUCGUAUCUCCAAAUGCCGGGGCAGAUGCUACUACUUCAGGCUUCAUAGAGCUCGAUAGCAGAAUUGGCCAGCUCGCCUUGCCAGAACAAGUGUUUUGUCCGAUACAGGCUGUCGCCAAAUAUCCAUACCGCUAUGUCAACAAAGAAGCGGAGGAGGCAAUAGCACGAAAAUUCUUUGCUGGCGGAAAGUUCUAUGAAAGGAAUUGGGACGUAUAUUACCUCCACGCCCCCUAUAGUCUCUCUACCAAGCCGUUGCUUUUUGUGCUGGCAGAACAAGUCUACGAUUUACUUGAUGAGAUCAACAAGACGUUCGGCUGCAAACUCGGGUUUCCAGCAAACUCCGUUGAAAGUGGUUUCGAGAUGAGUUUUUCCGAAGAGCACGUUCCGCGGCCGCGGUUCCUGGGACAGUGUAAUACCCAAGCAGCGUUCAAAGAACUAGAGCGCAACAUUCCGUCCAUCUCAUUCAAGCCAGACCAUGAAAAAGUGUCCGAGGCUGGUCAACCGACGGAUAAAUCGCUCAACGCCUUUAAGAAAAAGGUCGAACUUGCACUAGAGAUUGCAAGGAACAGAAAUAAAGCUUCAAAAGCAAAGAAAAGAACCCAGCGCAUAGAUCGCCAGCAAGGCUGGGUAAAAGAAUUGAAAAAGGCUCAGCGCUUCUUAGGUCUUCGACCAGAGCAAUCCGCCGUUGCCGAAGCACAUCCUCCUUCUGACGAUGAUCAGCUCUGGGAGGACACGCAACAGGAUCAAGAGCACAGUGUUCCCGGUGAGAACACCAAGCAAUUGGACACGGAAUGCUCUGCGCCAUUUCCGUUUGACAAGUCCGUCGUGUUUGUUUGCGUUGACGUUGAAGCCUUUGAGCGCAAUCACAACAUUGUGACCGAGAUUGGAGUUGCUACUCUUGAUACUAAUGACCUCAUUGGCACAUGCCCCGGAGAAUCUGGUAGAAACUGGAUCUCAAAGAUUCGGUCUCGACACUUUCGCGUCUCUGAUAACUCCCAUCUUCAGAAUAAAGAUUUUGUGGAUGGUUGCGCGGACAAGUUCGAAUUCGGCAAGAGCGAAUGGGUCACACUUAGGGAUGCACCGCAGGUGGUCGCGUCUUGUUUUCGCCCGCCAUUUUCUGCGCCAAAUCUUUCUAGUUUGGACUCUUCUGACAACUCCUCUGUUGACGAUGAGGAGGAAUCUCACGCGGUCGACGCGAGUGACGACAUUACUGAAGAUUAUCAAGGGACUGAAGACCUCGAGCAAGGCAAAACCACGACGGAACGAUCUACUGUCGAAGCCCUUGGCGAAGACGUCGCCGAGGUUUGCAUCAACGACGAGAACAGUCCAGAAGCAGAUGAAAUAGGGGACCAAGAAGAAGAGGAACCGGAAGACGAAGCAAACGCAGAACCUCGCAAUAUCGUUCUCGUCGGCCACGACGUCUCAAUUGACGUCGGAUACCUCCAGAAAAUCGGCUACAAUCCACACAAUCUCUCCAACCUGAUCCAAGUCAUUGAUACUGCAAACCUAUAUCGAGCCUGGAAACGCGAUAGCACGACACGCUCGCUUGCUACUAUCUUUUAUGACUUGGACUUUGUCGGAUGGAAUUUCCAUAAUGCCGGCAACGACGCGACGUAUACGCUGCAAGCCAUGCUUUGGCUUUCGAUUCGCGCUCUGACUCCGCUCUCGAAAGAAGCCAUGAAAGAAGAGCGUCUUGAAAAGGCAAGAGAAGCGUUGAAAGUUGCUGCGGAGAAGAUUUGGGAUGAUGGUGAAGGAUGGAGUGAUGUGGAUGAAGUUGGUGGUGGUGUUGUUCUUGGAGGAGGAGGGGGCGGUGGUCGUUUUGGUCGUGGUAGUAAUAGUACUGGUGGUAAUAGUACUGGUGGUAAUAGUACUGGUGGUAAUAGUACUGGUGGUAUUAGUACUGGUGGUAUUAGUACUGGUGGUACUGGCGGCGGCGUUUCCAUCAAACCGGAAACUUAUCCCCCAGACCCCCAGCCAACUUGAACGAUCAUGUUAUUCACGAAAAAGGUUACUU